CACUUCUGCCUGCCAAACAUAAGUCGGUUGGGGUUACACAUUUUUCACUGUCUUGUCCAACACAAGUUUGAUUGACAAAGUUUUGCCAACGGCAGUGCCAGUGUGGACCUAGCUUUAGUCCCUCCUGUUCUCUGCCUGGGACAUGUCAUAGUCUAGUAUUCUCAGAAGAGGCAGCCAUAUUUUGGUUGUUGGGUUUAGCCUGUGGUUCUGGAUGUGUUGGUGGCCUGUGGAAUACAGAAGGUUGAACUAAACUAUUUGGUGGUCCUUUCAGGCCCUUAAACUAUGAUUUACAGGUGUGAGUUCAAGACCCUUUUCCAAUGAUAAAUUAUUCAAACAAAGUUGAAGUUUCAACAGGACAGAUUAAGAGAUCCACUCCAGAGUACCCAAUAAUAAGUGUUAUGGGCACUCUCCUGAAACAUGAGAGACUUGAGUUCUCACCUCAGGCAAAUGAAACCCUUGAUUCAGAAUUCCCUCACAGCCUGGAAAAAUGUUGCCAACCACCUCCCAAAACCAGGGUAAUGGUGCCUUAAACUCCAGGGAUGCAGCAAGACAUACGGCUGGUGCAAAACGAUAUAAAUACCUGAGGAGGCUCUUUCACUUCCGACAGAUGGACUUUGAGUUUGCUGUUUGGCAGAUGCUUUACCUGUUCACUUCACCACAGAAAGUUUAUAGAAACUUUCACUACCGGAAACAAACAAAGGACCAGUGGGCAAGAGAUGAUCCUGCUUUCUUGGUGUUACUGAGUAUCUGGCUGUGUGUGUCCACAAUAGGAUUUGGAUUUGUGCUGGAUAUGGGAUUUUUUGAAAUGAUAAAGCUUCUUCUUUGGGUUGUGUUUAUUGACUGUGUGGGUGUUGGCCUUCUAAUAUCAACUUUAAUGUGGUUUAUUUCUAAUAAGUACUUGGUAAAGCAACAGAGCAGAGACUAUGAGGUGGAAUGGGGAUAUGCUUUCGAUGUUCAUCUGAAUGCUUUCUAUCCACUUCUAGUCAUUUUGCAUUUUAUCCAACUGUUUUUCAUCAAUUAUGUUAUCUCAUCAACCUCAUUUGUGGGCUAUUUUAUUGGGAAUACAGUAUGGCUGAUUGCAAUUGGUUAUUAUAUCUAUGUAACAUUUCUAGGGUACAGUGCAUUGCCAUUUUUGAAGAACACUGUUAUCCUUUUGUAUCCAUUCGCACUCUUAAUUCUGCUGUAUGUGCUCUCAUUAGCACUGGGAUGGAACUUCACCAAGACACUUUGUACUUUCUAUGAGUUCAGAGUGAAAUAAAAACAGGACUUCAUAUAUCUGUCUAGUUUCUUAGCUGCUGGGAGCCUGAACAGCUGAGAUCUUGUAAAUGGUUGUAAAUUUUGUCUUUGUAGAUAAGUGUAAAGAGCUUUGUGUCUACUGCAAUUUUUAAUUAAAAUAUUUACAAACAGUAAAAA
This is a messenger RNA of Pelodiscus sinensis (Chinese soft-shelled turtle), 1413 nucleotides long. It is a transcript of the gene UNC50, whose product is annotated as unc-50 inner nuclear membrane RNA binding protein. Lineage: Eukaryota; Metazoa; Chordata; Testudines; Trionychidae. The record is from RefSeq and is a predicted model, not a curated record. Gene Ontology annotation, cellular component: Golgi membrane.